Molecule: messenger RNA, 1868 nt
Organism: Cannabis sativa
Lineage: Eukaryota; Viridiplantae; Streptophyta; Magnoliopsida; Rosales; Cannabaceae
Product: putative F-box/FBD/LRR-repeat protein At1g78760
Exons: 3
Coding region: 293-1699 (468 amino acids)
Molecular function (GO): protein binding
Source: RefSeq, a predicted model, not a curated record
UUCAUUUUGUGUUCUGUUCUGUUCUUAAAUCUUGUCACUGUGUUGUUUUGAUUGUGUUCUUGGUUGAGGCAAAUUUCACAACAAAAUGGUAAAAAUGAUAUUUCGUUAUUUUAGAGAAGUAAACUAAACACACCAAACAACUCCUCUACAAAUUGAAAGGGGUUUAAUUUUGCCGCCAAACAUAAACCCACUUAUAUAUAAAUCUCUUUCUUUACAUUAUUAUUAUUAUCAUUACACAAUACUCAAACAAACCCUCAUUCAUUCUCACUCUUUCCUUUCCAAUUCAAUUAUUAUGGCUGAAAAAAGAGCUAAGACGACAUUGAUGGUGGAUGAGGAGGAAGACAGACUUUCCAAACUACAUGAUUCACUCAUCCUACAUAUUCUCUCAUUUCUUUCCACUGAGGAUGUUGUUUCCACUUGCCUAAUUUCGAAGCGUUGGAAAUUCAUGUGGUAUUGUGUCCCCAAAAUCUCUUUUCAAGAUUCUAAUUUGGGAAAUGACCCAAAAAAGUUUUACAGUUAUGUUGAUAAUUAUUUGGAACACCGCAAGAGAGGCAUGUAUUUUCUUCCUGAUUCGGCUAUAACUAGUUUUAAGCUUCGCAUAGAUUAUACUUAUGAAAGAAGCAAUGCUUGUCACCUAGAUAAGUGGUUAGCUUUGAUAGCUGAGUUGAAAGUCAAGGAAAUACAUCUUUGGGUGAACAAGUCAAAGAAUAACAAUGCUGAUGUUCACUACUACUCCUUGCCUAAAACACUAGUAGUCAGCGCAAGAUAUUUGACUACAUUAAACUUGAAUUCAGUGGAGUUGGAUUCUCGAUACUCGUUUAGCUUUCCAUCUUUGAAAACAUUGUCAUUAGCUUAUGUUAGGCUUGUAGAUAAUGAUGUAGUAGAUAAGCUAUUGAGGGGUUCCUCUUCCCUUGAGAGCUUGCAGUUGCUUUUUUGUUGUUUGUCUAAUGAUCCUCAGCUCCGCAUCAACAUACAACAUAGUUUAAGCCUCAAGUUUUUGGAUAUUACACUCACUAAGGAUUUGGUGGAGCAAAUCGAACUCAUAAAUCUUGAAUCUUUGUUGCUAAAAGGUGUUUCCUUUGACAAGAUAAAAGUCUCUGCAUGCAAGGCAAUUAGAAUUCUCAACUUAACUUGUUGUUGGGGUAUGGAAGAGUCGUCAUCAUUCGAAUAUUUCAUUUCUAGCCUUCCUCUCCUUGAGAACUUGACUUUGUACAAUGGGCGUAAGCCUAACAAGUUAAAGCGCAUUGAAAUCUCGAAUCAACACUUGGAGAAUCUCUUUGUACAUAACCCUUUUGAUGAUGAAAUGAGUGUUAUAAUUAAAUCAACUCCAAAAUUAACCACAUUUGUUUAUUUUGGUGGUAUCAAAUUUAGUGUGUCAAUGGAGUCUUCCCAUUUAUUGAUUGGAGCCUUUGUGAUUGAGGGGCUUGAGAACUAUGACGCCUAUUGGUUUAUCAAUUUGAUGAAUUUUCUUUUGAAUCUCAACUGUUCUUGGAGAUGCAUAGACAUUCAUGUUGAAUCAGAUGAGGCUCUUAUCUUUCCAUGGAACUUGAGGAGGGUAUGUCGUUCUCCUUUGGUCAAUUGGGAACAUCUUCGAUUUUUUACUGAAUGUAAACCUGGGAGGGAAUCAGACUUGAAAGAUGCUCUGCAAUGGAUUUCUCCUACAUUAUCUAUAAAGAAGGGGCCUCUUCUGAAAUAUUGAGUGUUUGGUAUGAAACAUUGAUGAAUCAUUCUCAAGCUUUUGUUGUUAGUAAUAGAAUUCAUCCAAAUUGAAUGAAUUAGUUUGUCAAUUUCUCUUGAUGAAUUUUGUGUUGUGUUGAUUAACACACCAACUUGAUCUCACUGAAAUUUCAAUGCUUGGUUACUUGGCU